Molecule: messenger RNA, 5993 nt
Organism: Orcinus orca (killer whale)
Lineage: Eukaryota; Metazoa; Chordata; Mammalia; Artiodactyla; Delphinidae
Gene: SCML4
Product: Scm polycomb group protein like 4
Exons: 4
Coding region: 1602-2117 (171 amino acids)
Molecular function (GO): protein binding
Source: RefSeq, a predicted model, not a curated record
UCAGGUUCAGGAGCAAAGGGGUAUCCUUUGAGGCUUGAGUGGGUUUGAAGUCUUCUAGAGUAUUUUUUAGCCUAAUAGGCAGGCUUUAUACGUAGCAGCUGGGGAAACCAUAGUCCACAAGCAGAUUAGCUAUGGUGAAAAAGGCACGUCAGCCUCUUUUGAAUGUUCCUAAGACACCAAACCUUGAAAACGUGGCAGCCUUCUUUGAAUGUGCCAUUUGUGCCUGUGCCUUUCUACUUAAGCAUGCCCUUGUGAUCGUAUGAAAGCAGAUUAAUCCUUUUUCUGGAGGAAAGAUUUAAUGAUUUAUAAGUGGCAUCCUUAGUGUCUUGGAUAGAGGCAGGGGGUUAUUGAAGAGAAGCACAUAAAAUGCCUCUUGUUUACCCUGCUUUGCUGAGCUGGUGUGCACAGCGAUGAAACGGCCUUAAAUAGAGGCUGGGCUGGAUCCUCUUGUUUAAUGAGAGGUGCCAGGGUGACAAGGUAGCUCGUUUCAGAUGAGAAAGGAUUUUCUAAGAAUCCAGGAAAAAAGACUGGGAACAUCUUAAUCUGUCAGCCCUGUGGUUUAACACAAGUCUGUGUGCGGGAAUCAGAUCCACGCAGGGCACUCUCCGCAGAUGAUCCCAGGUCUGCUGGCCCCAUCUGGUGUUCACUCACCAGUCAGCCACAAAACUGUUUGAAAAGUGUAGUUCUCUCUCCAAGGAGAUUUGGUCCUUUUUGUUUUUGUUUUUUACCAACUUUAAAUAGUGGUUUUGGGUAACAAACAAUUCACGCGCCACACUUUAUUAAAUUCAUCUUACCUGUAUGUUGGAUGACUUAAUGGUUUUAAUAGUAUAAAGGGUAGGUACCCAGCAGUCAUCGUUUUAACUGAAGCAAGAAGAAUUGGGGUUAGGUGUAAGGAAGACAUUUCAGGCAAUGAGGUUUGUGGCACAAUGACCUAACUGUGAGGAGAUUGUAAGAUCUCUUUGGGGGAAGCUUUUAAAUAAGAGGCUCAGUUAUUUAAUUUAUUUUCCGCUCCAAAUAACACCCUGCCUGAAAAGAGAAGUUGGGGCAAGCUCAAGGCAUUCCACCGUUAAUUUACCACCUUCACAAUUUUUGCUAUGUCUGACUAAAACCGAUAGAAGUGUUUACUCAAGAUAUUCCUUGAAAUGGAUUCAUUUCUUUUAACCGUAGCCUUUAGUCAUCUUAAGCAGUGAUACCUUAUCAGUGAAAUCAUAGUUUGAUGAGCUAACUAUAUUUUAUUGCUGUGCACUAAAAUAUAUGACUGUAAUAAAAUAACGUUCACCUGUUUUUGUGUCCUCCAAAAAGAUACAUGUUCAAGUCCUAACCGCAGGUACCUGUGAAAGGGACCUUCUUUGGAAAUAGGGUCUAUGCAGAGGUAAUCAAGUUGAGGUCACACUGGAUUAUGGGCGCUAAUCCAACGACUGAUGUCCUUAUAAGAGGGAAAUUUGGACCCAGACACAGACAAAAAGGGAGAACGCCAUGUGACCACAGAGGCAGAAAUUGGAGUGGUGUGACUGCAGCCAAGGAACACCACGGAUCAUUGACUAUCACCAGAAGCAGCAAAAACAGUCACCACUGAGGAGUGCCUGGUGAACCCUUCGAGCAUGAGCCGCUACAGCGUGGACUCCUCCUCCGCCUUUAGCCACAGGGGCUCCCUGCCCACCUCCUCUUCGUUGUACUGCAAGAGGCAGAACUCUGGAGACGGCCACCUUGGGGGAGGCUCAGCCACCACAGUCGGUGGUCCCCAUACCAGCCCCAUGUCCUCUGGAGGCCCCUCAGCACCUGGGCUGAGGCCCCCUGGCUCCAGCCCCAAGAGAAACGGGACCUCUCUUGAAGGAAACAGAUGUGCCUCAAGCCCUUCUCCGGACAGGCAGGACACCCGGCGGCCAAGGAGCAGGAACCCCUCUACCUGGUCCGUGGAGGAUGUGGUCUGGUUCGUGAAAGACGCAGACCCGCAGGCUCUGGGGCCCCACGUGGAGCUCUUCCGGAAGCAUGAGAUUGAUGGCAAUGCCCUCCUGUUGCUGAAGAGUGACAUGAUCAUGAAAUACUUGGGCCUAAAGCUGGGACCUGCACUGAAACUCUGCUACCAUAUCGAUAAACUGAAGCAAGCCAAGUUCUGAAGGUGUUUAAAAGACAGAAGCAAAAUCCAGACAACAGAUCUCCAGAUCCUCUUCUGCCUUAACAACAUUUGCCACCAUCCCAAAGAUUCUCUCCUGAAAAAGAACAGCCACAAAGACUUGGUCUUUUUAUAAAACUCGUGCAUCAUGACCUUUUAAAAAAUUCAACAUGGCCCUUUUGAAAGGUUCUUCUGUGUUGAUGAUUUGCCAAAAAAUUACAAAGAAGCCUGUUAUUUUUAACAUUUCUGGUAGGUUGGUUGCUCUUAGGGUGGGUACUGUUUUUAUCAUGAGAAUGUGGAGAACUGAAUGCUAUCACCCAAGGAGGACACUGGAGACGUCCAAGGAUGUGAGAAGAACCUUUGUCCCUGCAGGCUCUGCGGGGACGCCCACCGCAGCACUACCUGUCUUUAGCUCUGACUUGGGGACCCUAUCAUUGUGAGCCUUGCUUAAUUCAGCUCUGGAAGCUGUCUUCUGAGGAUAAAUGCCUCACCUUGCACUAUCUGGAAAACUUGAAUUCUUUCACUCUCUGAAAGAGAAGGAAAAAAAGUCUUUUCUAUUCCUAGUUAUCUGAAGUACUGUGUUUCCCCACUAGAGGGCAGACUGCUCAUGUAUUUUCCGGACCCUCACUUCAGCAGCCUGAUAUUCAAUACCCAGUGGAUGGAUUAGGGUUUCUGUGAACAAGACCUAGCCUACACAGACACAGGGAAUUUAUUCCACAGUCAGCACCACAGAUUGCAAUUUGGGAAGAAACCGUCUUCUAGAAGGUUCUAGUUCAUAUCCAAUCAUUACUGACUGACUGAGGUGCACCAGCAGCAAAGUCAAGAAUUUGGAAGCACGUUCUUCCCAGAUGGGGCUUUGGAGUUCCUUCCCUUCCAGCGUCAUUACUGAGGUGUCGAUGUAUUGGCAUGCCGCAGAGCUUAGUGACAUUUAGCCAUGGUGUUUCUUUAAAAAAGAAGAAAGAUGUCUCUACUAAGCUUUGAAAUGGGAGAGUGUUGAUUUCUAGUUACAUCGUGGGAUUAUAUAGUUGUAUGUGUGGCUAAUUUUAAUAAUAAUAGCAUGUACACAGACAUGCUAUUAUUGGGUUUAAUUCAAUUUACAAAUAGGUUUUCCUUUCUCACCGUGGAGUAAUAGAAAAAAAUUGAUUUCUACCCUUUUGCAGCUGUGUCCAGGGACGGACAAUGAAUCCACAAUUUACUAGGCAGAAGGGCAGCCUUGUCUCCAUUCUUCUUUUGAUCCUUUUCCUUUCUCUCUCUCCCUGUCUCUGUUUUCCUUCCUCUCUCACUGAAUAGGAAACGUAUCUUCAAAAUGAAUUUGCCUUUGCCGCGGGCGUGUCCUCUUCCUUAAAAAACGUCUGUAGUGCUGUAAGGGAGGAGAUGAAUACUAGACUUUGUGAUCUCUGGGAGGGGGAAGAUCAAGGGCCACUCAGGGCCUCCCUUGGCCCAAUUGCAAAUCAGAAAAGGCACACCAUCCUCGGGAUGCAGCCUGGACGGGCGUCUUGGCCCGUGAGUGGAGCAGUGUGGGAUUACAGCCUUCUCACCCCUCCACCAGGUGACCUUGUGCAGGACAAGACCUGUACAAACUUGAGGGCAGCCCUGGGUAGAUCUGGAUAUUGAUCCUCUAUAAAGCAGUUAGAACUUGGACAAGGAUCAUAAGAAACAUUCCAAGCCAUGCUCUUAGACCCACUUGAUGAGUGGUAUUUGAGAAAGCACAUCAGAGCAAAAUCCUUUUUAGACACGCAAAUGGUGGCGGACUUAAAGCGUGACAGAAAAGGGAUAGAGCAGAGUGUCCUAAAACUGCCCAUGGAACUGAGCUUGAGUUAUCAGGCUGUGGGAGAGCUGAAUGUCUUGGUCCCGGCACCUGACAGAACUACCCUGAAUCAGGCCUUGGGACAGCGUCUUCAAGAUUUUGAAACAAUAAAUGGACUCUAUCCCUCAAAGUUUGUAAAUCGUGAAGUGCUCACUGCUGAUCUGGAGUUGGAUAGUUGCCCUCAAAAAACCAUGGGUAGGGCUUCCCUGGUGGCGCAGUGGUUGAGAGUCCACCUGCCGAUGCAGGGGACGCGGGUUCGUGCCCCGGUCCGGGAGGAUCCCACAUGCCGCAGAGCGGCUGGGCCCGUGAGCCAUGGCCGCUGAGUCUGCGCGUCCGGAGCCUGUGCUCCACAACGGGAGAGGCCACAACAGUGAGAGACCCGCGUACCGCAAAAAAAAAAAAAAAAAAAAAAAAAACCAUGGGUAGUGUAUAUAUUCAGAACGGCCAGUGUGAAAACAGUGAGAUCCAGAAAAUCCCACGACAGCCUAUGUUCCUCACUCCACCAUUUUUGCUCAAUUCUCUGAAACUUGUGGUGCCUCUUGCAUCAACAUAUACCUCAUAUAGAGAUUUUCAAAACUUUCUACCAUUCUUAGUAGUGCCUCCCUCGGUACAAACACAUCAACAUUGGUGCCGCCAAAUCAAAAUCAUCUGCAAACAAUGUCAAGGAGAUACUCGGAGUCGUUUUCAGGGGAGAGAGAUUUUCCCAUCUCAAGUCUAGGAGAAAACUGGGUCCACGUUCAUGUGGAACUGCUCUCACAGAGAUGCUAUCUCAUUUUGCAUUAAACUUUAAGCAGGACAGAUUGCUGAAACCAUGAUAUUUAAGGUUUGACUUUUUAAAAAUCUCAUUACUCUUGAAAUGAAUGCUGUCGCAUCAGAGAAUAACCUAAGGAGGAAACUCUUCCUUUCCUGUUUUUGCACUGAAAUGCAGUUAGCCGACCAAAUUAUUGUUGCAAUACUGCAAUUAAAUUAAUUUUCACCCCUUUCAAAAAUCUUGUGAAACCAGGCAGUUCAAUAGCUUAGCAAAUGUAAAACAUACCAGGCCAUCUCCUCUAAACGGACCUUAGGCAGAGUCAUGCCACGUGUGUCAUUCUCAUCUGAAUGGGAGCUUAUUUGGGGGCCCUUGAACUUGUACAGAUGUGUUACUUGUUAUUCCAUGGCAGUAGAUUUGCUCCAGGUUGUGGUAAACAAUGAUAUAGUUUUGCAUAAUUUCAAAUUAGUGUGUGUGUGCUCAUGUUGCAAACAUUUCCAAUUACACUUGUCUGUUAAACACGUUUUAAAAAAAAUCUAGAGACAGUUCUGUUGCCUAAGGCAUUUAAAAUAUUUUAUGAGGCACAUUAUUCCCUUUGUGAAGACUUCAGGUAAAAGAAGUGCAUUUCGUCUCUCUCUCUCUCUCUCUCUCUCUCUCUCUCUCUCUCUGUGUGUGUGUGUGUGUGUGUGUGUGUGUGUGUGUGUGUGUUUCCUGACACUGUAGUGGGAAGAGCCUUCGAAAGUGGCUGGGAGUGUAGCAGCUUUUGCAUUUGCUUGGUUUCAAAUGCCUUCCCAGCUUUGUAGCCCUGAGGCAGAACCCUCUCUAAGCUGUUACUGCCAAGUAUCCCCUCUAACACCAACAGGGUGUGCCCUGGAGGCAGCUGGGGGACAGUGCUGGGGUUCUGGGCCUGCCCAGGUCAGGUGCUAACUGGACUCACCAAGCCAGCCCAGGCUCUACUCCAUGUGACUAAGGGGACAGGCCUCGCCUGGGAGCCCAGUGGGCUGGUUUAGUGCCCACCAGAGCUAUACAGCGCUUCCAUCAUUUCUCUUCGGCAGGGCUGCCUCGUAUUUUCCUUUACAGCAGGAGAAAGGAGUGGGGAGCUCCUCAGGAAAACCAAAUAGGACAUUAAAAUACACUGGGGAGGAAUACUGCGUGAGAAGGAAACAGUAAAGAAGGGAAGAUAAAAAUAACUGUCCUAGGAAGACGAUAAGAGAGCACCUCUUCUAACAGGCCCAACCCUCUGAGCUACAGUAACCUAUUUUUGUAUUUAUGUGCUGCAUGGAAGAUUUCUUAUUUUAUUUAAAUUAAAAGUAUGUUUUUUAUUA